Danio aesculapii is the source of this 647-nucleotide messenger RNA. RefSeq names its product whirlin-like. Gene Ontology annotation, cellular component: stereocilium tip; photoreceptor inner segment; cilium. NCBI's taxonomy places the organism in Eukaryota, Metazoa, Chordata, Actinopteri, Cypriniformes, Danionidae. The coding region runs from base 1 to 306 and encodes 101 amino acids. The transcript is spliced from 3 exons. Gene Ontology annotation, biological process: auditory receptor cell stereocilium organization; sensory perception of sound. The record is from RefSeq and is a predicted model, not a curated record. Gene Ontology annotation, molecular function: protein binding.
AUGCAGAUGGGAAUGAUGGAGCCUAUACUUGUACGAGUGCCCAAGUGUGCCAGUACACUGGGCAUUGCUGUUGAAGGGGGUGCCAACACCAGACAGCCUCUGCCACGCAUUGCAACAAUACAGAAGGGGGGCUCUGUGCAUCUGUGUGGACAGUUACGGGUGGGACAGGUAAUUCUGGAGGUGAACGGUGUCUCGCUUAAAGGCAUGGAGCACCGGGACGCCACUCGGCUCAUUGCAGAGGCAUUUAAGACCAAAGACAAGGACCAUGUGGACUUUUUGAUCAUGGAGUUCAACUCUGCUCUGUAGAUGUUGUCGCUGGAGAGUUCUGACUGCAGAGACCUUGCACUUUACGUCACGUCCGCACAGAGGAGCCCAUGAGUCACGCUUGUCAUUUCUAAUGAGUCACAAUUAGCUUCGAGUUGAAACGCUGCAAAACGCCCACCUGAAGCCUGUGUUCACGCUAUAACAGCAGCAAACAGACAGCACUCGCUCACUGCAAACACCUGCUGUGCUCCAGAGGAGGAUCUGCAGAGCCAUGGCUGAGGGCCAGAUGAUUGAUAGGACGAGAUCAGGGUCAUGUCAAGUUUGGCAAAUCUGUGUCACUUUGUUUACAGUCUGUUCAAUGAAAGAUAUAUACAGUUGAAGUA